GAAGAAAAGAAGGGCGAAGACCCUUAAUCUUGACGCGGCAGAGUAGAAGUGCAUAAAAAAGAUCGAUUCUUUUUCCUUUUAGCUGUGUUUCACAUUCUGCAGUCUUCCCUUUCUUUUCUUCUUCACGCGUUCUCCUUCCACGACUUUUUUUUGCUCUGUUAUUUCUCUCCUUUAAAUUUCUCCCAAACCCGAAAAUUCCAACCGACGACGACGGCGACGACUACAUCAAACAAACCCAGUUCGAUUCAGACGAAGAAACCCAGUUCGAUACAUAAUGCUGCGGACGAUUUCGAGGCCGUUAGAGCGGUGUUUUGGGUUGAGACUUGGGUCCGGCGGCGGUGAUGGGUUGCUUUGGCAUACCGACUUGAAGCCUCACGCCUCCGGUGACUACUCGAUCGCUGUUGUUCAGGCAAAUUCGAGCCUUGAGGAUCAGGGACAGGUGUUCACCUCUCCCUCUGCCACGUACGUCGGCGUUUAUGACGGUCACGGCGGACCGGAAGCUUCUAGAUUCGUCAACAAUAAUCUGUUCCCGUUUUUACACAAAUUUGCCAUGGAACAAGGUGGGUUAUCUGCGGAUGUGAUAAGGAAGGCGUUCAGUGCCACUGAGGAGGAGUUUCUGCGUCUGGUGAAGCGAUCGUGGCCGAUGAAGCCGUCAAUUGCUUCUGUCGGGUCAUGUUGUUUGGUCGGGGCUAUAACAAAUGAUGUUCUGUAUGUUGCGAAUCUGGGGGAUUCGAGAGCAGUCCUUGGCCGGAAAGUGAACGGGAGUAAGAGGACGGUGGUGGCAGAACGGUUGUCAACGGAUCACAAUGUCAGUGAUGAGCAGGUCAGGAGGGAAGUUGAAGCACUUCAUCCUGACGAUUCACAUGUUGUGGUGUAUACUCGCGGAGUUUGGAGGAUAAAGGGGAUAAUUCAGGUGUCAAGAUCUAUUGGGGAUGUUUAUCUAAAGAAGCCUGAGUUUAACAGAGACCCAAUGUACCAGCAGUUUAUUACCCCUGUUCCUAUGAAGCGGCCAGUGGUGACAGCAGAGCCCUCCAUCCUUAUUAGAAGCAUUAAGCCACAGGAUAUGUUUUUGAUAUUCGCAUCAGAUGGCCUAUGGGAACAGUUGAGUGAUGAGGCAGCAGUAGAGCUAGUCUUCAAGAACCCUAGAGCUGGUAUUGCCAAGAGACUGGUAAGAGCUGCUCUCCAUGAAGCCGCCAAGAAGAGGGAAAUGAGAUAUGAUGACAUAAAGAAAAUUGAAAAGGGAAUAAGGCGGCAUUUUCAUGAUGAUAUUACUGUCAUUGUAGUCUAUCUUGAUCAGCACAAAAGCUCCUCAAAACAUAAACUCGGCAACAAUGCUCUAAGUUCCAUCACCCAAGCACCUGUUGACAUUUACUCGCUUAGUGCAGAGGAAGUAGAACAGGAUAUGCAUCAUACCAUUAAGUGAACUCAAGAAAACUUUAGAUUGUUGAUAUCCUAGCGUAGUUAGUAGUUGAAAUAAUUAAAACACAGGGGAAGGUUAGGUACUUUUUUUGGAUUGGCUUGGAUAUAUUAGAUUCAGAAUUCAAAAGCAUAGGUAGACAAAGGGAUUGGGAAUGCAGACCAGGAGUAGUCUGCAGAGGUUUAUCUUCGGUGAAUGACUAAUUUUGUGAAGUUGAAUCCAAUUUUGUAACUAUGUUUUCUGAACAUUAUAUUACAGAACUGUUUCAUUGAUUGCUCA
This is a messenger RNA of Rosa chinensis, 1696 nucleotides long. RefSeq names its product probable protein phosphatase 2C 63. The transcript is spliced from 4 exons. NCBI's taxonomy places the organism in Eukaryota, Viridiplantae, Streptophyta, Magnoliopsida, Rosales, Rosaceae. Gene Ontology annotation, molecular function: protein serine/threonine phosphatase activity; cation binding. Gene Ontology annotation, biological process: protein dephosphorylation. The record is from RefSeq and is a predicted model, not a curated record. Bases 275 to 1423 code for a protein of 382 amino acids.